Molecule: messenger RNA, 3625 nt
Organism: Carassius auratus (goldfish)
Lineage: Eukaryota; Metazoa; Chordata; Actinopteri; Cypriniformes; Cyprinidae
Product: hydroxycarboxylic acid receptor 2
Exons: 1
Coding region: 1981-2955 (324 amino acids)
Biological process (GO): G protein-coupled receptor signaling pathway
Cellular component (GO): membrane
Molecular function (GO): G protein-coupled receptor activity
Source: RefSeq, a predicted model, not a curated record
UCGAACCCUUAACCUUGUGCUUUAUAGCACAAUGCUCUACCACUUAUAUAUAUGUUCCAUAUAGGUUUAGAUAUUAUUAGUGGAAAAAUACUGGUUUGAAUUUGCUCUAACUAUGCUGUAUGAUCCAGACUGAAGAGCAAAGGAACAGGCACUCUGGUGGGAUCUCUUGUUCACGCGGAGCCUGCUGUAAAGCUCCUGGUUUUCUCAGGUGAGGGCUUCUUCCAAGGCUCUGGAGGAGACUGUGGGCCUGUGGCCAGUGAGACUCCCUCUCCAUCAACUGCUGCUUCAGAGAUGAGAUCUGCAGUCUCAGAUCGUACAUGCACAAAUAUUUAAACAUAAGUAUUCUUGCAUGUGUUUACUAUUGAAACCAUGUAAGGAUAAGACGGUACAAAAUAAUCAAUGCCAUCAGUGGUUCCAUGAAGAAAAUUACACAUUUCCAUUGCACAAAAAGUUCUUUAAAAUGGAAAAAGAUACUUAAAAUGGUCACAUUAGAACUAUUUAGUGAAAGGAUCUUUGAGGAACCAGAAAUGUACUGGUUCUUAAGCCUGAACAAAGGUCUGCAGCCAUCCUCACAAUUAAAACCAAUAUUAUAAUUGUAAAAUCAUAAUCUUUUUGCAAAACCUGAUUGGAGUAUCUGGUUGCUCUUGUCCCUUGCCAUGAGUGGUGUCUUCUAAAGUAACUUUGACUUUUGGGAACUCCACUGUGAGGAGCUUAGAAGCAGAAGGUUGUCUAAAGUCACUGUCGGUCCCCCUUUCCGUUUUUCAUAGAUCCUUCUAAGCUUUUAAAUUCAGAAUCGCUGCUAAAGCUCGAAGAACUGGAUGUAGCAGUAGAAGAGUGAUGAGGUAAUGGGUGAGUUGGGAUUGACUUCUUUAGACAGAUCACCCCUCUGGCAGUGUAAAUGGUAAAUUGCAUUAAGAUGAUUUAUCUUAGAGAUUUUGACAAAGUGGUCUUUUUUUUUUUUUUUUUAAAGCCAACACUUUCUUACCUUUGUGCCAGAGCAAAUCCACUUGGGCCUGCUUCCAUUGGUUUUACCAUAAUUCCUCAAGACUUUUUGGUAUCUCUUUCUGAUGAGAUUCAGUGGGACGUAUCGUCUGCUGACAGCUUCAUUUGUGGACUAACAGAGCAUCUCCUCUGGAGUUUUUGUAAGCAGUCCUUACCCUUCAAAAUUAUCAAAUUUUCCUUCUCAUUUACAAAGGAAUUUCCUAGUCCCUGCUCCUCUGAUUUGUGCAUUACUCUGGAAAAUAGUGAGGAUAUUGCUUAGAACACACAAACUGUAUACAAGUUACUUUUUGAAUAUUGCUCAUACCUGAAUCUCAUGUUGGAUAAUAGCUUGGUCUGUUUUGAGAUGUAAAAAUCAGCUUGUUAUGGAAAUGGGAGGCAUGGCAAAUCUUUUAAACAUGUCAUGACCUUUUCCUAAAGGGCAAUAUUUGCCCCUCAGCUCAUUUUCUUCACAAAAACCCUUCAGUCUACUCAGGCGUGUCUGAACAAUCCAUUAAAUAGUCCUAAUAUACAAACUAAGGAGUUUAAGACAGAAGAUCACUAACAUUACAUUUUUUCGUGGGCUUUGUUAUAACUUGCACAGUACAGUCAACAAACACAUUAUUGUACUGCCAGAAUAUGCUCUGCUCUCAUCUUAUAUGAGCUUUGCAAAUACACAUAAAUGUAUGUCUUUAGAUGCUUUUUUGAAGUUCGCAUUAGCUUUGUCCAUUGUCCAUUAUAAGUGACGCUCACUGAGUGCUCUAUAAAAGACUUAAACAUUAGUCGUCUUAAAUGAAGCCCUUUCUUGUCUUUUUCACAGCAGUUCGUGACACCAGGCGUUUAUUGUAGCUCCUCACCAGGUAGAGACUUGAAUGUUAGGAAGAGGAGUUGCUUUGCCUUCAGGUCUGAGCAGCUUUAAAAUGCUCUGCUUUGGCAGAACAGACGUUCACAGCUGUGUCGUCUACUUACAUUAGAAAUCGCUUUGGACCCAGGAAUCAAAAUAUGGAGAAUAUGAACUCCACCUUGGUGCCAACACCAGACACCAUCGACAAAGACUGUCAGGAGAACGUUGACCAAAAUCGAGUGCUGUACAUUUUCUACUCUUCUGUGGUAGUGGUGCAGUUUAUCUUGGGUUUCCUGCUGAACAUUACAGUUAUCCAUCUCUUCAUCUUCAAGCUCAAGUUCUGGAAAUCUAAGACCAUUGACAUUUUCCUGUUCAAUCUGGUCCUGGCUGACAUUUUGUUGCUGAUUGGAUUGCCCGUAAAGGCAUACAACUUUCAGCAAUGCAGUGAACAGAAAGUAGUGUGCAAAGUACAGCUCUUUCUGCAGUUUAUCAACCGAGGAGCCAGCAUUGCCUUCCUGACGAUCAUCUCCAUUUAUCGAUAUUAUAGCGUGGUCCAUCCUGGGAGGAGGAAAGUUCGGAGUAUUUUGAAACGAUCGCCUCAGAUUUCUGUAUUCAUCUGGGUGCUGCUGGGAAUUUUGACCAUUCCGGCCAUGUAUCAAAGUUUUAUCAGAUGCAACAGCAGUGAAAAAGAUAAGAAACUGACCGCCAUUGUUAUAUUGAGGGAAAUUGUGUUUUUUACUCAGAUUUUCAUCCCCUUUUUUGUUCUUGUGUACUGCUCCAUACGGAUUAUCAAAAGACUCCAACAGAAGUCAGUGGGCGACAAGACUAAACUCUGGAGAGCGAUGUUCCUCGUCACUUCAGUGGUUUUCGUCUUUGCUUUCUGCUUCUUGCCAUAUGCCUUUACAAGAGCAGUGCAACUAAAGAUCAGUGGACUUGUGAUGAAAGAGGAAAAAGUUACUGUUGUUAAACUGUUUGACGGGCUUCUUUGUCUCUCUUAUCUGAACUGUCUGCUGGAUCCGAUCCUGUACUGCCUCAGCAGCAGUAAAUUUAAGAAGCUGUAUAUAUCAAUGUAUCUUCCCUUCCUGCUGGAGAAGGAGAAACCAGAAAGUUCAGAAGAUACUGCAGAUGACUGAUCCAAGUAAAAAAGAAUAUGCUUUGAAAAGGAUGUUGGGAGAAUUUCAGUCAGUUUCUUGCAAUUGCAUUUUUUUCUAAAACAUUUUGAACAGUAAAUGGGUAGUCGUCACAUUGAGUAUCAUGUCUAAGAUUUAUUUGUUUUUAAAAUGUGUUUAAAAAAAAAUAAGAGUCUGGAUUUUAUGUUACAAUUUUUUAGGAAUGUAUAAAUUGCAGAAAUGUAUGCUUUUAGGCACUGUGACCAUUAUAACGCACAUUUGUUUUCUGCAUUCUAGUUUAUUUUAAAUGGCCCUGCGGUGUGACAGAUGUACAAACAGUCCAAUGCAUAAAAAUGUCAAAACAAUUAGCUAUGUGCUUUUAAAAGUAGUUUUAGAUGAAGAAGCAUGUCACACUGAAUGCAUGUCAAUUCAUUUUUUAAUUCAAUAUGUGUCUUGCUUAUAUUGGACUUUCUGAUGUGACUCAUGAUUUGUCUGGAAACUGGAAAUGUAUGAUUUAGAAAAUUUCUCUGUCAGACACAGAGGAUGAAAUGUGUACAAUUUAAUGUUUUCCUUUUUUCUUUUUUUUUUCUUUUUUGCAUGUAUAAUUAUGAUUUGAAUAUGGUAAAAAUAGAAUGUUAUUUCCACACUAUUGUAAAAAUACUUUUUUUUCUUAAGAGCAUAAAGAUAAACAACA